UGCUCCGCUCCUCCCAGCCUCCUCUAUCCCGGAAGUUGAUGCCGCGCCGCAGCUCGCGUGCGGCUCGCUAGGGUGUGUGUCGCCUUAGAGAUCUGGACGGGCUGGGCUUGCGGAAGCGUCAGCAUGCCUUUGGCAAGAGAUUUACUACAUCCGUCCUUGGAAGAGGAAAAGAAAAAACAUAAAAAGAAACGGCUAGUUCAAAGUCCGAAUUCUUAUUUUAUGGAUGUAAAAUGUCCAGGUUGCUACAAGAUUACUACGGUUUUCAGCCAUGCUCAGACAGUGGUUCUUUGUGUAGGUUGUUCAACAGUAUUGUGCCAGCCAACAGGAGGAAAGGCCAGGCUCACAGAAGGGUGCUCAUUUAGAAGAAAGCAGCACUAAUGAUCCACACAGCUUCUUGAAUUUGUGUUACAUCGCAGAAAGCCUUAUCAGUUCAGUAAUUCUAGUUAAUCUACCAAGAUAAUGUAAUUAUGUUUAAUUUUGUAAGGUGUACAACAGUGAUCUCCUAUUUGGGUGUCAGUUUUUCAAUAAAGUUUUGAUUAUGGGCAAA
Equus quagga is the source of this 547-nucleotide messenger RNA. It is a transcript of the gene RPS27L, whose product is annotated as ribosomal protein S27 like. The record is from RefSeq and is a predicted model, not a curated record. The coding region runs from base 124 to 378 and encodes 84 amino acids. Lineage: Eukaryota; Metazoa; Chordata; Mammalia; Perissodactyla; Equidae. The transcript has 4 exons. Gene Ontology annotation, molecular function: structural constituent of ribosome; RNA binding. Gene Ontology annotation, cellular component: cytosolic small ribosomal subunit; ribosome. Gene Ontology annotation, biological process: ribosomal small subunit assembly; translation.